CGUAAACACCCGAGAGAGAGACCGAGGUUACUUCGCCGGGUGAGAAUGCCCCGACGUUUAGUAAAGCUCGGGCAUCCGUCGCGAAUAGACCGUCGGAUCGUUCUCCCGUCCCGAGGCCUGCUGGCAGUCCGUUGAAAGGAAGCCACUGUUGGAAAAACCCUCAAGCGCCAACAGAGACCAUGAGACGAAGGGCGCUCUCGUCACCUUCGGCGCCGUCCCUCUCGGUCCUCCUCCUCGUCGCGUGUCUCCUGCCGGCGGGGAUCGGCGCUUCCUCUCGCGUAGAACUCGUCAACAACGGUUACGAGAACCUGGUGAUCGGCAUCUCUCCGAGUCUGCCCGAGAGUGAGGGAGCCGCUCUCAUACCCGCCAUCAAGGAAAUGAUCAAGAACGCCUCUGAGGUUCUCUUUACCGCCACCCGCCGCAGGGCCUUCUUCAGGGACGUGCGCAUCGUGAUUCCGAAGUCGUGGUCGAACACGGAUACGGACGAGGUCGCUGUUUUCGAGUCUUUUCAGGUUA
Molecule: messenger RNA, 516 nt
Organism: Penaeus indicus
Lineage: Eukaryota; Metazoa; Arthropoda; Malacostraca; Decapoda; Penaeidae
Product: calcium-activated chloride channel regulator family member 3-like
Exons: 3
Source: RefSeq, a predicted model, not a curated record